Paramecium octaurelia is the source of this 1678-nucleotide messenger RNA. Lineage: Eukaryota; Ciliophora; Oligohymenophorea; Peniculida; Parameciidae. The record is from the annotation of a GenBank genome assembly.
AUGUCAUUAAGAGAUAUAGAUGAUUAAAUAAAACACCUUAAGUGUGAAUAUGCAUAAUAACAUGGAAACUAAGAAAUUAUAUAAGUAGAUGUGGAAAAUGAAACAGGGAUUGAAAAGAAGAAUCGUUUAUUAUGCAAAUAUUGUCUUUAAACUCCUCCAGGAAAAAAUAGAAUGGGGAUUGAGAAUGUUAUUCGAGUAAUAAUAGAAAAAUAUAAAAAUAUCGAAUAGUAUCGUUAAGAAAAAAUAAAUUAGGAGCAAUAAUAACUAAUUGAGAUAAAAAGUAGUCUUCAAAAUUUAUAAUCUUCAAUAUUUUAGAUAUUAAAUGAGACAAAUAAUUUGAUUGAUUAAUUGAACAAUGAACUCUCGCAUUUAAACUAUAAAAUAUAAGUUAACUUAGUGGAAGAAAUAGAGGAGGUAGCAGAAUAAUAUAGAGUUAAUUCAAUGUUUAAUGAUUAUAAAAGUAAUCAAAAUAACCUCAUUUUUGAAGAAUUCCAUAAAAAGUUUUCAGAUAUUAAGAUUUCAUAUUAAGAAAAAUUUAAAACCAAAGUGUAAAACGUAUAAGUGUCUAUUUCUAAUAUGAUUGAGUAAAUUACUAAAUAUAAUAAUCGAGAUGAAAAGAAGGAAAAAGAAUUAAUUGAAAAUAAUAUUUCAAGAAUUUCAAGAAUAAAAAUUAUUAGGGAUUAGGCAGUCCAAUGUAGCAAUAUAAGCGAGAUUGAUUGUAAUUGUAUUGCUCUUGCUUUUGAUUACGAAUGCAAAUGCUUAGCAGUCGCCACUUAUAAGAAAAAUGUUGUUGAUAUAUACAAUAUUGAGAAUAAAAAAUUAGAAGAUAUUAAAUCAACUUUAAAUCAUGAGGCAUAAGUUUAUUCAAUCAUUUAUAGUAAAAAUUAGAAUUGGCUUGCAACAGGGAUAGCUACGGGUGAAGUUUUAAUAUGGAAAUUCUAAAAUUUUGAAUGGAAAAAAUAUAUUGGUUUAAAUGCACAUUAAAGAACUGUUUUCUGUCUCCUACUGAACUAAAAAGAAGAUCUUCUAUUUUCAUGUAGUGAAGAUGAAAGUAUCAUAAUAUGGGAUUUAAAUAUUGCUUAAAAUACCAUCUAGAAACAGAAAGAAAUUAAGGUAAAUUAAGGAUCUAUAUUUUCUCUAACUCUCAAUAAAUCAGAGGAUAAGUUAGCAUGUUGCAGUCGAUAAAACUGCAUAAUUAUAUGGGAAUAUUCAAAAAAUUAAGAUUAAUGGUAUCGUAAGCAAGAUAUCAUGUCAUAAGAAUUUGGCCAUGGUUUUAGGAUAGGUUUUUAUAACAAUACUUAUUUGAUAUUUCAACCUUCAAACAACGGAAUUUGUAUUGUUUAUGAAGAGAAAGAUAAUAUUUUCUAAUAGUUUUAAAAACUCUAAUUAAAUCAAAUUGAUACUUAAGACAACAUUGGAUUAUCACCAAUUUAAUACAAUUAGACCAAAAAUAUCAUGAUAUUGAAGCAAAAUCAAUAUGUUUAUUUUAUUAGGUAAUUAUCUGAUAAGAAUUUUCAAAUAAUUGGUGAUUACAUAAAAUACCCAAAUAAUGGCCAUUUCUCAGCUAUAUCAUAAAAUGGAGAAUAUCUGGCAAGUUGCUAAUCAUCGAGUUCAGAUGAUAAAUAAAGUGCUAAAUUAAUUUUAUACAAAUUAGAUUAUGAAUGAAUGAAUAAAUGAG